AUGAUGCUGCUCUUCUUGUUCCCUUGGUGGCUCCUCCUCCUCCUCCUCCUCCUCCUCCUGCUCCUGCUCUAUGUACUCGUGCUUCUCCACCUCCGCCUCCCGCCCCUGUCCCGACGCGUAGGACAGGCUUCAUCUCCCUGUGGGCGGUGCGACUGCUGUCGUGCGCCCGGGCCCGCACUGCUCACCCUCUUGCCCGCGCUCCACGACGGAGCGACUGCGGAUUGGUACCUGCUCGAAACAGAAGCUCCUGGCGGAACUCCGAAGCUCUUGGUGCCGCGUGGGGCUUCGGUUUUCUCAUGA
Messenger RNA from Prorocentrum cordatum, 300 nucleotides. The record is from the annotation of a GenBank genome assembly. NCBI's taxonomy places the organism in Eukaryota, Dinophyceae, Prorocentrales, Prorocentraceae.